GGCGCGGUGUGUGUAUUGCAUUUUUGCAUGGAAAUUCGGGUCAAACCUCCCAUUGUUCCGUGUGUUUAAUCAUCUUAUCACUACGUUUUGAUAUACCUCAGUGUUCAUAAGCCGGCUCGCCUGUUGGACUCUCCCUCUUCGCGCGGAUCGUUGUGAGAUACUUUUAUUUUCAAGAUCGCAACGACUCAGUACACCUUUGAAAAUGACGGAACCGGCUGAUGUCUCCCCUCUUACGAAAGCAAAUAAUCACUUGGCCGUUGAGCUAAUGAAAUUGCUCGGUGAAGAAGGAAAAAAUGUGUUCUUCUCCCCUUUUAGUUUGUCCACUGCAAUGGCCAUGCUGUACUUGGGCACUCAAGGGCAGACCUCGAAAGAACUGCGCCAUGCCCUCGGAUACCACGUCGCAAAUCUUGAAGAUAGUGACUUGACUUCAUCGUGUAGAAAGUAUUUAGACGAUUUGGAAAAGACUCCCGACAGUUAUGUAUUGUCUUGUGCUAAUUCGAUAGUUAGUGACAAAAGCUUUGCUGUCAAAGAAGCCUUUAAAUCUACAGUCGUGGAGACUUUCAAAGCUUUAUUGGUUGAGGUAGAUUUCCUAAACGAAAAAGAGAAAGCGAUAGAGCAAAUCAACGAUUGGGUCAGUACGAAGACACAAAAGAUGAUUCCGCAAUUGCUGGAUAAGUUACCUCCUCUCACAGUGAUGGUGCUGUUGAAUGCUGUCUAUUUCAAAGGGAAUUGGUUGACUCAGUUUAACGCGAAGCAUACUAACAAAGAGAAAUUUCACAGCCGUGGCAAUGAAGCAAAAAAGGUGGACAUGAUGCACUUGAAGGAAGAAUUUGCUUAUAUGGAGGAAGAUUCCUUCAAAGCCUUGGAGUUGCCUUACAAAGGUAAAGAAGUGGCCAUGAUGAUCCUGCUUCCCCAUAAGGUGGAUGGUUUGAAGAAAUUAGAAAGCAAGUUGAGCUCCUCUUUCGUCCAAAAUACCAAGAAGAACAUGUACACACGGAAAGUAGCCGUUUCUUUGCCGAAGUUCCGCAUGGAAUAUUCCAAGUCAAUGGUUGACGACUUUAAGAAGAUGGGGGUGAACAAAAUUUUCUUCCCCGGUGGUGAGUUUGACGGCAUCAAUCCCUCGAAGGAUCUGUAUGUUGCUGACAUUGUACACAAGGCCGUUUUGGUGGUGAAUGAAGAAGGAAGCGAAGCUGCUGCUGCAACGGCUGUUGUGAUGGCGCUUCGAUGUGCUCCAAAGAGGGAAUUCACUUUCGUUGCUGAUCACCCGUUUUUGUUUGUCAUUUAUGAUACUCGCUCCAACUUGAUACUUUUCAUGGGAAAAGUAGAAACACUUGAAAAUUAGUGAUUGCCUUGUGGUUUAAGAUUUUUUUAAACUCAUAAUAGUCGGUAAAACGCAGUUUGAUUUUGUAAAAAACUCCGAUUUUCCA
Uloborus diversus is the source of this 1427-nucleotide messenger RNA. RefSeq names its product intracellular coagulation inhibitor 2-like. NCBI's taxonomy places the organism in Eukaryota, Metazoa, Arthropoda, Arachnida, Araneae, Uloboridae. The coding region runs from base 203 to 1342 and encodes 379 amino acids. The record is from RefSeq and is a predicted model, not a curated record. Gene Ontology annotation, molecular function: serine-type endopeptidase inhibitor activity. The transcript has 2 exons.